Silurus meridionalis is the source of this 1895-nucleotide messenger RNA. It is a transcript of the gene cdca7b, whose product is annotated as cell division cycle associated 7b. The transcript has 10 exons. Lineage: Eukaryota; Metazoa; Chordata; Actinopteri; Siluriformes; Siluridae. The record is from RefSeq and is a predicted model, not a curated record. Gene Ontology annotation, biological process: regulation of DNA-templated transcription. The coding region runs from base 75 to 1391 and encodes 438 amino acids. Gene Ontology annotation, cellular component: nucleus.
UGGAUGUGGAUCAUCAGCUGGAGCUCUAUGUGUGUGUGUGUGUGUGUUUGAGGAGUAAUACAGUAUUUGGAGACAUGUGUGCAACAAUGAAGAAAGCCUUGGUGGACAUAUUUGAAGGUCCGAGCGACGAGGAGGAGUUUCUCGGUUUUGAAGGGGCAUCUUCAGGGCAGUUUUCUGAAGAAAGCCGAGACAGUCUCCACUCCCAAACCUCAUGGAAGCCGGUUCUUCGCUUUCGAUCUAAAUUCAUUACGGAUGAGUUGGCUCAGGUCUUCAUGGACACAGACAGUGAAGGGGAGUUUGAAGGUUUUGGUAAAGAGGAGAGCUCUCUCCUUAACAGCUGGAUGAGCCCCAUGGAUUGUGAGCCAGAAGAAGACAGCGAUGACAUUGGUUUUUAUUCAGAUGAUGACGACGACGAUGAUUUGGUCUCAGCAAAAAGGCGGAGCUCAGGAUUGUGCGUUGCGUUCAGGUUUCCCGCCAAAAAAAGCUCCCAGCCUGUGAAGAGAAGCAGAAAGAGGCGAGGAGGUGGUGCCGAUUCUUCUGCUCAGAAGAACAGAAAAGUCGAGAAAAGUUCCAGAGUGCCUGACAGUGACUCUGAGGAAGAGGAGAAGGAGGAAGACAAGCGGGAGAAAGUCAAACUAACCGAGGCAGAUGUACAGAUACUGAGUCAAAGAGCUAAAAACAUUCAGGAGAAUAAAGCAAUGUUGGCAAAGCUAUUUGCAGACUUGACUUCAUUACCUGACCUCUCUGAAAAGACCACGCCUAUGAAAAAGAAAAAGCAGCAGACUCCGAGAAAGCGUCUGUCUGAGGUCCAGGGCGAGAGACGAAACCCGAGCCGCAAAGCCAGACCACCAGAGCAUUUCGGGAUUGAGCAGGAACCGGUUGAAUCUACGAAACCAAGAAAGAGUGUAGAAUUCGAUCUGAAGAAACUGAUGGAGAUUGAUGAAGAGCUGCGAGUGAACAGAGACACGCCAAGAAGGAAAUUCAGAAAGCGAAGUUCUUUACGAAUGCCUGAGGACAUCACGGAGGAAGAGCUGGACAACGUGGCUGAUCGAGCUAAAGACAAAAUACUCGAUAAAGAAAAUGGCAGCACGUGUCACCAGUGCAGACAGAAGACUUUGGACACUAAGACAGAGUGCAGGAACCCGUACUGUCAGGGGGUCAAAGGGCAGUUCUGCGGGCCCUGCUUGCGCAACCGCUAUGGAGAGGACGUCCGUAAAGCUCUGUUAGAUCCGACAUGGGAGUGCCCUCUGUGUCGGGGUAUCUGUAACUGCAGCCUUUGUCGUAAACGGGACGGACGCUGUGCCACCGGUGCUCUUACUCACUUAGCCAAAUAUUACGGCUAUAACAACGUCAAGGAAUAUCUAGAGAGUCUGCAGAAGGACCACGACUGAAAUCAGGCCAGUGUGCGCAUAUGUGCAGGAACCUACUGUAAGACGUCAAAGGAUUAAAAGAAAUGCUGCAUCUGUACAGUACAUGAGACGACCACAGACAGGAAUUCUGAGUAGGUUUGCUCCACUGAUGAGGAAAAACUGAAAACUGUGUAUUUCUAUCGAGCUCUGACACUGGAGUCAUGCAGUAGGCAUGUACACUUUAUCCUGAACCACGAUACGUACCGCCACAGUAGUUUCCCUCUCUGAAGUGUUUAUCAUAUCUGAGACAGAUUUAAACCUGUUUAUUUACAGAUUUAUAUUAAAAUCAAUGUAUAAAUGGUAAAGAUAUCCUCACAAGUGCCCUUAGACAUUCUCACAAGGUUUACUGUGCUUGUAGAGAAGAUGAUAAAGCCUCAUUAUCACCUCUCCUUAGAGACUCAUCACUCACACUAGCGCUCUUUAUUGUUUAUUUUUCUACUUAGUUUGUUUUUGUUUUUAUAAAUAUACUCAUUUUGCAACUGCUCA